CCUGGAACAGGUCACGUCGCGACGUCGCGUAUCCUCCAUCCACCGACAGCAGCAGGUGAAGAGAGUGUACCUAGGGGGGUCGUAGCCGUGGCGGCUCAAAACGGGGCCACCGCUGAAGGGCCUACGUUGGGGUCCUUCAGUUUUCUCGCAGGCCGUGGGGUCAGUGUCAAUAAUAUUCGGGGUUUUUUUAGCUCGCGGAUCGGAGCUGCCCUUCCAGAUACAGGAUGGAAGCAAACGAUACUUGCCCUUCCCAAAAAAUUACUAUCGGGGACCUCCCUGGUACACCUAAACGGGAGCUCUGUCGGAAAGGAGGAUGUCAGUUUACCAAAAGUUCCAGUUCCUUUGCUAGAGGAUACCAUAAGAAAAUACCUUAAGACACUCCGUCCUCUUUUAAGUGAGGAAGAACAUGCAGAUAUUACGAAGAUCGCCGAGAAUUUUGCAAGUGAAGGUGGAUUAGGCCGAAAAUUACAACUUUAUUUGUUAAACAGACAAGAAAAAAUGGAAAAUUGGGCGUAUGAUUACUGGCUAAACGACUUAUACCUGAACUACCGAGACCCAAUACCAAUAAACAGUAAUCCAGGUAUGGUUUUUCCUCCAAGAAAGUUCACUACCAUCCUGGAUGUUGCAAGAUUUACAGCUCGCCUAAUAGAUGCGGCCCUAACUCAUAAGGAUGUUCUAAAUAGAAGAGCUCUACCCAUUGAAAGAGCGACCUCGAGAGAACCUGGACAACAAUUGUGCAUGGCACAAUAUUAUAGAAUAUUAGGAUGCUGUAGAAUUCCUGGAAAAAUAAGAGAUUCACAAUAUAUUGCUGAAAGAUACAGGGAGGAGCAAGCAAGCGAACACUUAAUUGUUAUCUGUCGAAAUCAGCUCUAUUGUAUUCCUAUCCAGGCUGGAGAUCGUGGUAGAUUAAGCGAAGAUGAAAUUUGUGCUCAACUUUUAUAUAUUUUGGAUGAUGCACCUCUUCAAAUGGGAAAAGUUCCUCCUGUUGGAAUGCUUACAGCAUGGAAAAGAGCUUUAUGGGCUGAAGCAAGGGAAGACUUGAUGAAGGAUGAUAAAAAUCGCCGAAACAUUGAAUUAAUCACUAAAUCCUUAUUAGUCGUUUGCUUAGAUGAAGCUUUACCAGCCAGUUUCAACUGUCGAAAUCCUAAAGGAGGAAAAGGUUAUUACGUUGGUUCACGUGACGAAAGCAAUCUCUGCCACCAAAUGAUCCAUGGUGGAGGUUCAACGUAUAACUCCGCCAAUCGUUGGUUCGACAAAACUAUCCAGCUCAUUAUCUCUACCGAUGGCGCAUGUGGACUGUGUUACGAACACUCUAUGGCAGAAGGUGUAGCAGUAGUUCAGCUUAUUGAGAACUUUUGGAAACAUGCUGAGUCAUUACCAGAAAUUUCCGAAGUCCCGUCUGCAAGCCAUUUACCUCCUCCCGAAAAACUUGAAUGGGUAUUGGAAGCUACUGAUAUUAAAAGGAUCGAAGAUGCGACGGAACUAAUAGAUAACUUAGUUAAGGAUCUGGACUACCAAGUUUAUAGAUUUACCUCUUACGGCAAGGAUUUUAUAAAAUCUUGCCGUGUCAGUCCAGAUGUGUUCAUUCAGUUAGCUUUGCAACUAGCCUACUAUAAGCUUUAUGGCAAGCUGGCAGCUACCUACGAAAGUGCCAGUACGAGAAGAUUUUUGUUGGGGAGGGUUGACUGUAUUAGAUCAGCUAGUCCGGAAGCUCUUCAGUGGGUUAAAGCGAUGACCCAACCUAAAGAGGAUAAUGAUUAUGACGUAGGAAAUAAAAAGGUAACUUUUCAUUUGGUAAGCGACGAUGAGAAGUUUCAACUUUGGCAGGAUGCAAUUAGAGCCCAAACUCAAGAAAUGAUCGACAAUAUAUUGGGUCAGGGUAUUGAUAUUCAUUUAUUGGGGCUUCGAGAAGCAGCGAGAGAAACUUCACCCACUGCAGCCAGUCCUUUACCUAACCUAUUUACUCAUCCAUCUUACAGGCUAGCAAACAAGUUUCUCUUAUCCACUAGUCAAGUGGCUACCAAUGCAGAUUCCUUUAUGGGUUAUGGUCCAGUGGAGCCAGAUGGAUAUGGAGCCUCGUAUAAUCCCAAGUCCGAUCAUAUAAUUUUUUGUAUUUCGGCUUUUUGGUCCUCGGAGAUUACUAGUACCAGUAAAUUUGCCCAAUCCUUAGAAGAAAGUUUAAAUGCAAUGCAGGAAUUAUUAAAGCGGCCUAACAAUUCCACUUAGAUUUCUUUUUAUUGUUAGUUAUAUUUUCAGAUAUUAAUACAUUACUAAAAAGUUAUGCAAGAUCGGAUGUUAGAAAAAUUAAAAGAGGUCGUCCAUUUUAUGGACGGGUGUUAAAAGUAAAAUCGCUGAUAAAAGAUGUUUUACUUGAAUUUUAAUUUGAUUAUAUUGAUAGUAAAGAAAUAGUCCAUACUUGCAGUGGAGUCAUCGGUUAAGGUAAAAUGAAAAUCCUGCAGUCUACUUCCACUUAUUUAUUAAACAUUCAGUUAUUUCAAAACUUUCGCACACAGCGGUGUCUAUCAUCAGGGGAUAAAAGUUUUAAAUUUAGUGUUAGAUAUACGCCCCAGGGUUUGAUGUCAUGUCAAAAAAACCCUCUAUUUAUUAUUAAUGUUUUUUUUUUUAAUUUCAUCAUUUUAAUUUUUUUUGUUUACAUGACACAACGUAAAAGGGAUAAAAGGUUUAAAAUUGGUGUUAGAUAUACGGCCUAGGGUUUGGAAAUUGGAAUUAAACCUUGGGGCGUAUAACUAACACCAAUUUUAAACUUUUUAUCCCCCGAUGAUGGACACCGCUGUGUCCCAAACAUGUCGGGAGUUUUAAAUAACUAAAUGUUUAAUAAAUAAGUGAAGGCAGACUGCAGGAUUCUCAUUUUACCUUAAUUAUAUUGCUAUGCUUUUUUUUUUUUUUAAUGGAUUGUUAUUUUUAUAUUUUAAUAAUAUAGAUUGUUAUCUAGUCUGAAUUUUCAUUUAUCUAAGCGUUUUACAUAUUACUGUAAAGUUAUUUAAAAAUUGUUUUUUGUUUAUAAAAUUGUAUCAUUUAAAAGACGUGCUAUCAGUAUAGGAUGUUAAUUAUUAUAGACAUAUACAGUUAAAUGUAUGCUUUAAGUGUAAUAAAUCAGUAUUAAAUCUUUAUUUACAUUAAAACAAAUAUAUAUGAUUGUUAUAACUUUUAGAUUUCUAUAUUAUGUUAAUUUAUGUUAAGUUUAUUAUAUUGUA
Messenger RNA from Anthonomus grandis grandis, 3215 nucleotides. Its product is annotated as choline O-acetyltransferase. Gene Ontology annotation, biological process: acetylcholine biosynthetic process; neuromuscular synaptic transmission. Gene Ontology annotation, molecular function: choline O-acetyltransferase activity. Lineage: Eukaryota; Metazoa; Arthropoda; Insecta; Coleoptera; Curculionidae. The annotation marks the transcript as partial. Gene Ontology annotation, cellular component: cytoplasm; neuron projection. The record is from RefSeq and is a predicted model, not a curated record. The transcript has 11 exons.